Messenger RNA from Ylistrum balloti, 1524 nucleotides. RefSeq names its product sodium-dependent glucose transporter 1B-like. NCBI's taxonomy places the organism in Eukaryota, Metazoa, Mollusca, Bivalvia, Pectinida, Pectinidae. The record is from RefSeq and is a predicted model, not a curated record. Bases 1 to 1524 code for a protein of 507 amino acids. The transcript is spliced from 3 exons. Gene Ontology annotation, biological process: transmembrane transport.
AUGGAGAAGGUGUUAGAUAGCGAAGUCCCAGCGGCUGUACCGAAAUGGAAGAAAAUUGUGAAGACAUCAUUUCUUAUCUUUACGUGGAUUUGUCUGGGUUUGACUUUAGAGAUAACUGGACCCACCCUGAAGGACCUAAGGCUGAAGACAGAUGGUAGUUAUGAGGAUGUGAGCAGGGCUAUAUCCGGGCGCAGUGUAGGAUUCUUUAUUGGGGCAGCCAUCGGAGGGGUCCUGGUAGACAAGCUACAUCCAUUUUGUAAUCUCAUGAUUGCAAUCUGUCUAGACGGUAUAGCUGUAGUAACAACAAUAGCCCCAAACAUGACCAGUGUCAACGUUGUUUGGGCCCUUUUUGUUCUGGCUGGGACGUUUGAAGGCGUUAUCAAUAUCUCGGGACAAAAGUUGAUAUUAGACAUGUGGCUGGACAAAGCAUCUUCACCAAUGCACGCUCUUCACUUGGGUUUUGGUAUCGGGUCGUUCAUCGUACCGGAAAUAGCGAAUCCUUUCCUUGCUGAGCCUGCGCCAACACUGAGCUCAUCCGGUGUGAACACAACGACAAAUAGGACUUAUAAUUUUAUUAGUUCUAUGUCAUCCCGUCCGACAACAUUCCAUCCGACACCUACUUCCAAACCACUUUCAACAACGAUAGAAUAUGUGAAGGGUUCUAGGAUCGAAUGGGCGUAUCUGAUAGUUUCUAUCAUAACCGCAGUGACAUCUCUUGUGUUUUAUUUUUAUCAGUAUAAUGAUCGUAAGACAAAAACUAAUUCAACCAAAAAUGAUGACACAAACAUGUCAGAAAAACGUCCCGGAAACCAUGUAGUUAGCCAACAAAAUCGAUUUGUCAAUACAUUGAAAUCCUUUGUAAAGAUAGCAAACCCCGGGAGUUGUACUGGUGGGAGAAAAAUGUAUGGAGUCGUUAUUUUUAUGUUCCUAUUUUUGUACUUCUUUACAGUAGUAGGUGGAGAAAGAAUAUACGGGAAAUUCCUACGAACCUAUGCCAUUGAUGAGCUGAAUUUUAAUGGUGAUGACGCUACACUUUUAAACACGGCUUUUUGGAUAAGUUUUUCAGGGGGUAGGUUUGCUGGCUUUGUUACAGCCAGAUGGAUCCCCAUUCGUACUUUGAUGAUCAUUGAAGCGUGUGGUUGUCUCGUUUCAGCUGCCAUUUUGAAUUUUUUUGCUUACAAUAAUUCAACUCUGCUCUGGGUGUUUUCAAUGCCGAUGGGAUUCUUCAUCGCACCAUUGUUUCCCACGGGUAUCGCUUGGGGUGACUUUCAUGUGGAAAUGACUGGAAUGGCCAUCACGUUUUGUCUGCUAGGGGGCGCCCUUGGAGGGAUGUCAUAUAUGUGGGUGAUAGGAUACCUGUAUGACAACUAUGGCUACCGCACGUUUCUGUACCUUACCGGUGGAUUUGGGGGAUUCAUUGUUCUUUUCGCUUUCAUUCUUUUGUUUAUAGGAUGUGGACAAGGAAACAGAUUUGAGAAAAAGGAGGAAGAUUCUGAAAAUGAAGUUGAAAAUACUAAAAUAUAG